Molecule: messenger RNA, 3119 nt
Organism: Oryzias melastigma (Indian medaka)
Lineage: Eukaryota; Metazoa; Chordata; Actinopteri; Beloniformes; Adrianichthyidae
Product: ADP-ribosylation factor-binding protein GGA1
Exons: 17
Coding region: 9-2021 (670 amino acids)
Biological process (GO): vesicle-mediated transport; intracellular protein transport
Cellular component (GO): trans-Golgi network
Molecular function (GO): ubiquitin binding; phosphatidylinositol binding; small GTPase binding
Source: RefSeq, a predicted model, not a curated record
CAGUUUUCAUGCCACGUCUCAGUGCAAGUCUCGCGAGACUACGCCACGACAUAAAUCUCGUUGUGAUGGCUGCACCGCCUGACACGGAGAGUUUGGAGUCCUGUAUCAACAGAGCGACAAACCCUCUGAACAGAGAGACGGACUGGAGCAGCAUCCAUGCCUUCUGUAAUCAGCUCAACAAUGACCUGGAGGGGCCUCAGCUUGCCACCAGACUCCUGGCUCACAAGAUCCAGUCCCCCCAGGAGUGGGAGGCCAUGCAGGCUCUCCUGGUUCUGGAAACGUGUAUGAAAAAUUGUGGGAAAAGGUUUCACAGUGAGGUGGGCAAGUUCCGGUUCCUGAAUGAGCUAAUCAAAGUAGUUUCUCCAAAGUACCUGGGCUCCCGGUCCCCAGAACCCGUUAAAAAGAAGGUUUUGGAGCUGAUCUACAGCUGGACUCUGGCUCUGCCCGAUGAGGCCAAAAUCUCUGAUGCUUAUCAGAUGCUGAAGAAACAAGGAAUCAUCAAGCAAGACCCGGAGCUGCCCCCGGACAAGCUGCUUAAACUUCCUCCACCCCGACCCAAGAAUGCAGUGUUUGAAGACGAGGAGAAAUCUAAGAUGCUGUCCCGCCUGCUGAACAGCUCCCACCCCGAGGACCUGAAAGCCGCCAACAAGCUCAUCAAAGAAAUGGUGCAGGAGGAUCAGAGGCGAGCAGAGAAGGUGUCGAAGCGAGUGAACGCCAUCCAGGAGGUGAAGGAGAGCGUGGCUCUGCUGACUCAGCUCCUGCAGGACUAUGACAGCAGCACGGCCAGCCAGAGCAACAGCGAGCUCAUCCAGGAUCUCUACCAGCGCUGUGAGAAGAUGAGACCCACACUGUUCAGGCUGGCAAGCGACACAGAGGACAACGAUGAAGCUUUGGCUGAGAUCCUGCAGGCCAACGACAGCCUGACGCUCGUCAUCAACCUGUAUAAGCAGCAGGUGAAGGGGGAGAUCGUGAACGGAAACAACACGUUAAACGCACAGAAACCAACAGGGGGAGGGACGGCACUGCUGGAUCUGUCAGGUCUGGACACCUCUCCCCAGUCGCCUCCCUCCUUUCCCGAGUUUCCCACCCCGACAGACGGCCUCAGCGCCCCCUCCCAGGAGAUGGGGAUCAGUCUCCUUGACGACGAGCUGAUGUCACUAGGUUUAAGUGACGGAACGCACGCCUCCAACCCCCCCUCCCAGCCUGAGGACUCCACAGCGUGGGACUCCUUCCAGUCCUCUGAGAGCACGGAGCCGGACCUCCCCGCAGCUCCCAGCCUCCUCCUGAGUCCCGACCCCCCCUGCCUCUCUCAGCCCCACUCCUCUGGUUCCACCCCCGGGAAUUCUGCCCUGGAUGAGCUGGACCUGCUGGGAAAGACGCUGCUGCAGCAGUCGUUACCCCCUGAGGGGCUGCAGGUCAAAUGGGACAAGCAGCAGUCCAAACCGACGCUGAGAGAUCUGCAGAAUAAAUCGGGCACCAGCUCCUCCGUAGCCUUCACUCCCGAGCAUCCCGCUCGUCUUCCUAACCUCGGAGCCUCGCUGCUGGAAAAAUCCCCGACUCACUUACAAGCUCCCUCUGCAGAAGUUUCACUAAGUGAUGUUUUUGUUCCCUUAGAAUCCAUUAAACCCAGUAGUCUCUUACCUGUAACCGUGUUUGAUGGAAACAGUCUGCGGGUCCUCUUCCAUUUUGCCCGGGACUCGCCGCCGUCUCGGCCUGACGUGCUGGUGGUGAUCAUCUCCAUGCUGUCGUCCGCCCCCAUCCCCGUCACCAACAUCAACUUCCAGAUGACCGCUCCAAAGUCCAUGGCGGUAAAGCUGCAGCCUCCAUCAGGAACGGAGCUCCCGGCGUUCAACCCCAUCCUCCCCCCUGCUGCUGUCACACAGAUCCUGCUGGUAUCAAACCCAAACAGGGAGAAGGUGAAGCUGCAGUACACGCUAACCUUCAGCUUAGGGGAGGAGCAGCACAACGAGAGCGGCAGCAUAGAACAGUUUCCUCCUCCGGAGAAGUGGGGGCAGCUAUAGCAUCCAAACACAACCUGAAACCAACAAACUUUUUGCUUUGAGACGCGACCCCCCCUCGUCCCCCAGCACCCCCUCAAAACUGUCCAGCACAACACUGGUUGGAACGCGGUUUCUUUUACAAACUGUCCUGAAUCCUUUGGGUUAUACUCACGCUCCGUCAUGCGCUUCACAUCCGUCAGGUGUCGUCUGCUGUACAUUGAUGCACUCUUAUUUUAAACUGCGAUGAAGAAGAGGCGGGCUUAUGGGCUCACUAGCUUGAUGUUUGUUCUUUUAGUUUCCGCUCCUUCACCUCCGCAUGCUCUGUGAACACUGGACUCAUGCUUGCAAAAAUCCAGCUCAGUAAACAUUAGUUAGUUUGCAAAAAAAGCAAAGGCUGUACUCAACUUUAUGUGUUGUUUCUGUUCUGUUUAACAUUUUGAUUCCAGAGAAUGAUUGUUUUGGAAGUACUGUAUUCCCUCUUUAUCUGGUGUAAGGAAGAGUCUACUGUGAUGUGUGUUCUCUGCCAUAUGUGCCUAUUUUACAGUUGUAACUUUAUUUAAAGUUUAGUGAUUUAGUUUUUUGAAUGAUUUCAUCUGUUACAUGUCCAUGUUCGGUCUGAUCAGCUACAUCCUAAUAUAUUCAUGUUUGAUACUGUUUAAUUUAAAAUGUGACUACUUCUUCUUCUUUUACGGAUUAAUUUCACGUUGAAGCAUUUAUCCUGAACUUUAGAGUAUAUGCAAGCUGAGCCGCUGUCGGCACAGCGCUCGACUCGGACCCGUCCGGCUUGUUUCUGCAGUCACCGAUGCAUGUCUGCAAACCACGCCCCCAACAGGCUCACAUUCCACUGCACUGAUUCCCAAUAAACGGCAGCGACAGCAGAGUGGUUCUGUACUAUUGACCCAUACAGUCUGCAAACACUGAAUUUCAAAAAGGACAUUUGUUUCCAUUUAAGAAAAACUAAAUAUAUUUAUGAAAAUGUCUGCUCCCCUUAUGAAAUCCAAAAACCCAUGAAUGAAUCUUUAGUUUUGCAGAUCAUGUAUAAAAUUUCUUUGCUCUCUCUAUACAAAAUGUCUUGUUCUUAUUUCUGUAUUGACAAAAUAAAAAGAUGAGGCAAUCAUG